Molecule: messenger RNA, 651 nt
Organism: Rhizopus microsporus ATCC 52813
Lineage: Eukaryota; Fungi; Mucoromycota; Mucoromycetes; Mucorales; Rhizopodaceae
Exons: 4
Coding region: 93-545 (150 amino acids)
Source: RefSeq, a predicted model, not a curated record
AUUUAAUUGGUUUUUGUGAUCGUACACGUGACCUGUUUUGAAUCAAACGGGUGCCUCUUUUUUUUUCCCCUUCACUACUUUCACCAUUCGAAAUGUCAACAACACAAAAUGACAUUGUAAACAGUAUUUUAGAAGCCAUGAAGAGUGGGCAAGGAUAUAACUCAAGUACUGGAAGGUCCUUGAUGUUUCUUAAUGCUGUUGACUGGACACAGCCUUGGAUUAUAUCGAUCAUUGCAUUUCAUAUUAUAUGCUUUAUUACGGCUAUCUGCUUAAGAAAUCAUCAUAAUAGCAUAUCCAUUUAUUUUUUUAUCCUAUUGGGCUUUGCUUCCCUUACACAAAAAUUAAAUUCACUUGGUAUGAAAUAUUGGCAAUCAUUUUCUAAUACUUGCUACUUUGAGCCAUCUGGUGUAUUUAUUGUCAGUGUAUAUGCGGCUCCUUUACUUGUUAAUGCGUUUGUCACCAUGAUGUUGAUUAUUAAAGCAGUUGCGUCUUUGAUGGUUGAGACCAAGAGAAGGCAGCUUCAGCAAAAGAUCAAAAAGUUAUGAUACCCCUACUUUAUGUAAUAAACCUGGAACAAGCAGAUCUACAAUGCAUCAAAAAAGGGCAUUUUGCGUAACAUGAACCUAAUUAAAAAUUCAAGUUUGAUGUCCU